Molecule: messenger RNA, 1869 nt
Organism: Hepatospora eriocheir
Lineage: Eukaryota; Fungi; Microsporidia; Hepatosporidae
Source: the annotation of a GenBank genome assembly
AUGGAAUUGUUAGAAAAUCAAAUUAACGAUAUUGAAAUAACUAUAAAGAAAGUUAGUGUAUUAACAAAAGAGAACAGUGUUUUAAUAAAUGACGUAUCAUUUCAAGUAUUACCAAAAGAAAUGGUUGCACUGAUGGGUCCAAGUGGUUCUGGUAAAUCAACGUUAUUGAAUGUGUUAUCUGGUAGAACUGAAAAAGAUUUAUGUACUUAUGGAGAAAUACUAAUAAAUGGACAGGAAAGAGAUCCUAAAACAUGGCCAACGCAGAUGGCUUACGUUAAUCAAGACUUUAAUGUUUAUGAAUUUCAAACAGUAAAAGAGUCACUGGUGUUUGCUUAUGAAAUGAAAAUUGGAGAAGUUAAUGAAUAUGAAAUUGAUAAUCUAAUAAGAACACUUGGAUUAAGUCACAUAGAAAAUAAUUUUAUUAAUAAAUUAAGUGGUGGUGAGAAAGUGAGAUUGAAAGUAGGAAUUGAAUUGGUUGGUAAUCCUCAAAUUAUAUUUCUUGAUGAGCCAACAAGUGGAUUAGAUGCAAGUAAAGCUUUAAAAAUUUUAAAUUUCCUUAAAGAGAUAUCUCAAACACUUUCUAAGACAAUUAUUGUUACAAUUCAUCAACCAUCAUAUAAGAUGCUUAAUUGCUUUAAUAAGAUACAUUUAAUUGCUUUGGGACGAACUGUUUAUUCAGGGCCAAUUGAUGGGUGUAUUAAAUUUUUUAAAAGCUGUGGUCAUCCGAUACCUAAUAAUACCAAUCCUGCUGAUCAUUUUCUUGAGGUUUUGUCUACUGACUCAUCAACCCCUGAAAGUAACGAUGAAUCACUUAAUAGAGUUUUAAAUAUUUUAUCAGAAUGGUCUAAUCAAGAACCUUCUUAUGAAAGUCUUAGUCAUAAACAAUUAAGUUACACGCCUUUAAACAAUCUUAAAUUUUCUUUUUCUAAAGUUUUAAAAAGAAAUUUAGUUGAGAUUAUUAGAAAUUCAACAGUUUUAAAAUCUUUGUUAUUUCAAAAAACUGUGUUUUUAUUAAUUCUUGGUUUAACUUAUUUUAGAUUUGCAUCAAAUACAGAUGAUGUAUCUUUACUUGAUUUUAGAGGUUUUUUAACUUUUAUUUGUUUAAAUACAUUUUUUGGUGUAAGUGGUCCUUUAUUAAAUAAGUUUGUUUUAGAAAAACAAAUUGUAUUAAGAGAAAGACAGUCUGGUUUUUACAGUGGUUAUGUUGCUUUUCUAGCUAAAUUUACUAGUGAAUUACUAAAACAAAGUACUUUUGAAGUUGUUUAUUUGAUUAUAAUGAUUAUUUUAACUGGAUUGUUUACUAAUUUAUGGACAUUGAUUCAAUUUUUGAUUGUUAUAUUCGGAUUGAUAUCUUUUGCUAUUCCUUAUGCUUUAACAAUUAGUGCUUUAGCUCCUAAUCCUACAACUUCUCAGGUUCUGGGUAUUACUAUUAAUAUUCUUUUUGUUUUGUAUAGUGGUGCUUUUACUAACCCUAAACAAGUUAAUCCUUACCUUAGUUGGUUAAUUUACAUUUCUCCAAUAUCUUAUGCAUUUAGAGCGUUAGUAAUAUCUCAAUCUACUAAUAAAAAUUUUAUCCGUCUUAAUAACGAUGUUAAUAAAAAUAAGAUUAAAAAUCUUAUAAAUGGGAUUGGUGAUCAAGCUAGAGAAUUAGGCGUAUAUAAUAAUUUUGAACAAUUAUUAAAAGAAAAUUUAUCAUUAAAUGAUUUAUUAAAUAAUAAUUCAUCAUCAAAUGAUUUAUUAAAAGAAUGGGGGUUGGAUCAGAUUAGUUCAUUUACAGUUAAUAUUUUAAUUUUGUUUGGUUAUUCAACGUUAGUUGUUCUCUUAGGCUCUUUUAUUUUACAUAAGCUACUCGAAAUAAUUUAUCUUUAA